GAAAAAAACUGCCAUAUGUACGAGUCCAUGGUCUGGUCACCUUCCGGUUUUAGGCUUCUGCUUUCUGACACUAGAGGGCAGGACUCGCUCUCUCACUCUCUAUCACGAGUAACCCGCGCAACUCGCGUGAGAAGAGCAACAUACACAGGAAGAAACAAUCGAAACACAAUGAGUUUAGACGUGAAGAAGCUGAAAGUCAACGAGCUAAAGGAGGAGCUCCAGCGCCGCGGCCUGGACACCAAAGGCCUGAAGGCAGAGCUGGUGGAGAGGCUGAAAUCCGCUCUGGAGGCUGAAGCUGAGGCUGAUACCUCAGAGCAAGGCGGCCAAGGGGGUGAUUACUAUGAUGAAACCGGAGGGAACGAAGAAGAAGAUGCGGAUGAUACCGAGGAGCAACAGGAAGGAGCUGAAGACUAUGGUGAUGAUGACGGUGAAGGUGAUGGUGAUGCCCAAGAGGAAGAUGAGGGUAGAGAUUCAGGUGGUUACUAUGAGGAUGAGGAGGCAGAGGGCGAGCCCUAUGAAAGUCAUCCAACUUCGGAGUCUGGUCACAGCAUGCCAGACUUCACAGCAGAUGUUGAUCUAAACAAAGCUGAAAUGAUGUCUGAGGAAGAAAGUAAGCCUGUACCAGAGCCUGAGCAGAACCUUCAACAAGUACAAGAAGUUAAAGUGGAGGUGAAAUUGGAGGAUGAUCCUGGAGCUACUGGUGACCAACAGCAGGAUAGCCAAGAGACAGAACAGCAAAGACCAGAUGUAGCAAAGGCUGAACAGGUGAAAGCUGAGGCUGAUAAGGGUGGACAGUUCAGCCGUAAGAGACCAUAUGAGGAGAACAGGGCCUAUGGAUACUACGAGCACCGUGAAGACAAGAGAUCACGCACACCGCAACCCCCUGCUGAAGAUGAAGAAGAGGACAUAGAUGACACUCUUGUGACUAUUGAUACAUACAACUGUGAUCUGCACUUCAAAGUGUCCAGAGAUCGCUACAGUGGUUACCCACUGACCAUUGAAGGCUUUGCUUACCUGUGGGCUGGUGCACGAGCUACACAUGGCGUCACCCAGGGCCGUGUGUGUUAUGAGAUGAAGCUUAAUGAGGAAAUUCCCGUGAAGCACCUUCCCAGUACUGAGCCAGAUCCCCAUGUGGUCAGAAUUGGAUGGUCACUUAACCACUGCAGCACUCAGCUUGGUGAGGAGCCAUUUUCUUACGGAUAUGGAGGUACAGGAAAGAAAUCCCAAGACUGCAAGUUUGCAGACUAUGGUGAGAGGUUUGGUGAAAGUGACGUCAUCGGCUGUUACAUUGACUUUGACAGUGGCAACGAGGUGGAGAUGGGCUUCUCAAAAAAUGGAGUGUGGCUAGGUGUUGCUUUCCGGACAACAAAGGAGGCGCUGGCAGGCCGUGCCCUUUUCCCUCAUGUCCUGGUGAAGAAUUGUGCUGUUGAGUUCAACUUUGGACAGAAGCAGCCAUAUUUUCCCCCUCCAGAGGGAUACACCUACAUCCACAAUCUUCCCAUGGAAAACAAAAUCAGAGGAACCAAGGGACCUGCCAACAAAGCUGAUUGUGAGAUCUUGAUGAUGGUUGGUCUGCCUGCCUGCGGAAAGACCACUUGGGCCUCAAAGCAUGCAGAGACUAACCCUGAGAAGAAGUACAACAUCUUGGGCACAAAUGCUAUCAUGGACAAGAUGAAGGUGAUGGGUCUGCGCCGUCAGAAGAACUACGCUGGGCGCUGGGAUGUUCUGAUACAGCAGGCCACCCAGUGUCUGAACAGGCUGAUUGAGAUUGCUGCUCGCAAGAGGCGCAACUACAUCCUAGAUCAGACAAAUGUAUAUGGAUCAGCAAGGAGACGAAAAAUGCGUCCUUUUGAAGGUUUUCAACGCAAGGCUAUUGUAAUUUGUCCCACGGACGAGGAUUUUAAAGAACGAACAUUAAAGCAAACCAAUGAGCAGGGGAAGGAUGUGCCCGAUCAUGCUGUUUUAGAAAUGAAAGCCAACUUUACUCUCCCUGAGGCUUGCGACUUCCUGGAGGCGGUGACGUUCAUUGAGCUGCAGCGUGACGAGGCUGAGAAGCUUGUGAAGCAGUACAAUGAAGAGGGUCGCAAGGCCGGCCCGCCCCCUGAGAAACGUUUUGACAACAGGCAGGGUGGGUUCCGUGGCCGCGGAGGUGGCGGUAGCUUCCAGCGGUAUGACAAUCGUGAUGGGUCCCGUGGUGGCUACCAAAACCGCAGUGGAGAUGGAGGCAGUGGAUACAGAGGAGGUUACAAUCGUGGCAGCUACAGCCAGAACCGUUGGGGCAACAACUACCGUGAUGGAGGCUCUGAUUCACGUGGUGGAUACAACCGCAGUCAGCCAUCAGGAGGAAGCUACAAUCGUCCGGCCCCUUACAACAAGGGAGGAUAUAACCAGGGCUACAGCCAGAGUUAUGGCCAAGGAUACAACCAGGGCAGCUACAACCAGAACUACUACAGCAGCUACAGCCAGUAUCCAGGAUACAGCCAGAGCUACAGCCAGACACCAACCACUGCACAGACGUACAACCACCACCAGCAACAGCCGCAGCAGGCACAGCCACAGCCGGCACAGCAAACGCAGCAGCAGCAGAGCUACAACCAGCAAUAUCAGCAGUACGCUCAGCAGUGGCAGCAGUACUACCAGAACCAGAACCAGUGGAACCAGUACUACAGCCAGUACGGCGGAUACCCUGGACAGGGCAGUCAAGGCUCAUCUUCUGGUUCCCAGUAACUUCGCCCUGCAUCUGUACCUGCAUCCGCCUGUGUCCUAGACACUCUGACCUCUACAGCAAAUUGAUUUUGUACAGUCACACAUAAAGGCCCCAACCAUAACUGUCUCUGUCGGGUUUAACUCAGUAGCCUUCAUUCCUCACCAAUUAAUGUACACAUAAACUGUAUACAGUUUGAUGUCUUUUCAUAUUUUUUACUGAAUGAAGUCUUACUCCAAGCAGUGACUGUGAGUUGGUAGAUGAUAGGUAUGAAAACAUUUAAUGAAUGUUAUCUAUUAUGCAUUGGAUGUGGAUGUCUGAACUCCACAUUUGCUACAGGUUGAAGAGUUAAUUGUAUAUUUCUAGGAAUCAUAGUGUGAAAAAGUGACAUGGCAGGAAAAACUAAAGUAAAGGCUGAAUAAUUUUGCUUGUUUGAGAAGCUUAAAAAGAACAAAACGCAUGCUUUUUACCUCCAUUACCCUUUCUUCUGUCUUGCUCUAUUUUUUCAUUUACCGAGUGAGCACAUUUUAUUUACUCCAAUAGAAUUCAAACAAGGAACAUUUUUUAUAGUUGUUGAUACUGUAGUAUUUAAGGGUUGAUCCAGUUUUCUGAUUAAGAAUAUUUUGCCACUCUUAAGUAGUUUAUGUGCAUUUUUUUAUUCCUUUGUGAUUGGUGUUCAUUGAGUCCAGUAGUUUAAACCCUGUUGUAAAACCCAUUUUUUUCUACCUGAAAAUGAGUCUGAUUUUGACCAGUUAUCCAAGCUGUUGUCUUGUCUUUAUAUAAUAAAUGCAGUUGUAUAUGCCA
Messenger RNA from Cheilinus undulatus (humphead wrasse), 3508 nucleotides. It is a transcript of the gene hnrnpul1, whose product is annotated as heterogeneous nuclear ribonucleoprotein U-like 1. The transcript has 16 exons. Bases 16 to 2727 code for a protein of 903 amino acids. NCBI's taxonomy places the organism in Eukaryota, Metazoa, Chordata, Actinopteri, Labriformes, Labridae. Gene Ontology annotation, molecular function: protein binding. The record is from RefSeq and is a predicted model, not a curated record.